Molecule: messenger RNA, 3347 nt
Organism: Patiria miniata (bat star)
Lineage: Eukaryota; Metazoa; Echinodermata; Asteroidea; Valvatida; Asterinidae
Gene: rhou
Product: cell division control protein 42 homolog
Exons: 3
Coding region: 459-1382 (307 amino acids)
Biological process (GO): small GTPase-mediated signal transduction
Molecular function (GO): GTPase activity; GTP binding
Source: RefSeq, a predicted model, not a curated record
GCACGUCACUGCAUGCAGCAUGUGCAUGUAGGCCAGCUGUGUACGUACGUGUACGUUCGUACUCUAUGCAUACUGUACAUAUCCGUAUAAAUACAAUUUGAAAUCGCCGUUGCGAUAACACUCGGAUAGAACCGAAUGCAGGCUUAGCACGUGCGAUCACUCUGGUAAAAGCAAAGACGGCCCUACAAUUUUCCGAAGGGAUAUUUUACCGAAUGUUGCCAUUUCUGAUGUGGAAAUAUUUCAGUGGCGCAGUCUGAAGCUCCCAAGAAUAUGCCAAACUCCUCAAGGAUGCUUUACGCCUCGAUUUUGGUCGUCACACGAAUGGAGCGGAUGUAGUGAAAUUCCUCCAUCAUCGUCACUUCAGCAGCUGGAACUUCGUGGAAGCUAAGCCGGAAGCCGUUCGAGUAGGCCUACUUGUUUUUGGAAACUCUUCUGGCGAGAUAUUCUGGAUCCUGCAAAUGGUACUCACGGGUUUCACCAAAGAGUACCGCGAUCUGGAGACCUUCCAACCCUACAAUCCGACCGCGUCUAGUGCAAUCAUGCCUCCCCAGGCUCAAUCCCCUACCGCCCAUCAUCACCAUCAUCAUCACCACCGGGACCACCAACACUCGCCCGCCGUGACGGUCGGCAUGGGUUCCCCGCCAAAGACGGCGCGGGCCCCGACAACUUCCAACAUUUUUAGAACCGAUUCGGCGAACGAGGAAGACAUUGAUACCAAAGUCAAGUGUGUUUUAAUUGGUGAUGGAGCAGUGGGCAAGACUAGUCUAGUGGUCAGCUAUACAACAAAUGGAUACCCCUUGCAAUAUGUUCCAACAGCAUUUGAUAAUUAUUCAGUUGUGGUAAGAGUGGAUCGAAAGCCCAUCAAGAUACAGAUAUGCGACACAGCUGGUCAAGAUGAUUUUGAUUCACUACGCCCGCUGUGCUACCCGCAGACAGACGUGUUUCUGCUGUGCUUCAGCGUGGUCUCGCCCACGUCCUUCCACAACACUUUGGAGAAGUGGCUGCCGGAGGUACGACGACACAACCCCAAGACCCCCAUCAUCCUUGUGGGCACGCAGUGUGACCUACGGACUGACGUCAACGUUCUAAUCGAUCUGGCCAAGUACCACGAGAGGCCCAUCACAGAGGAGGAGGCUGUUUACAGAGCCCAGCGAAUCAACGCCGUCAGCUACGUGGAAUGCUCGGCCUUGACACAGCACAAUCUCAAGGAUGUCUUUGACACUGUUAUCCUGACCGCCCUGCAGUUCACGGGACCCCCCAAGGGCAAAGGGAGCUCCAAAUCCAAGGGGUCCAAGAAAAAGUCCACCAAAACCAAGAAAGAAAAGCCGCUACCAUCCAAACCCAAAUCCUCCAUCUGGAAGAAACUGUGUUGUAUCGUCUGAGGAAAUCUGCUCAUUCUCCCUGUAGCCGUUGUCUUUCCCCCCACUUGUUUUGGACUGUCAAGUCCUUCGUGAGACAAGAAAGCUUGCAGACUGUGAAUUUCCGUUUAAAAAUUCACACACAAAAUCCUAAUCUUCAGGACUUAUAAUGUGAAGAUGGAGGUAUGCUUGCAAUAGUUUUUGGGAAACUCCUGUCUUCUUGUUGUCAGUUGGCUGCAUCCUUGAUUCUAUCCGGAACUGGUGCCAGUUUGAUGCAAAUAGUUGCUUAUCCUCAGGAACAGAUACAUACAUGUUUGCAGGGUUUGGAGUUAACUAGCAAAAAAACUGCAGUGAACGUUGAACAGUCACUAAAGCAAUGGCAAGCACGGUUUACGUUUUCCAUACAUAUGCCAUGUUGCCUAAUUAACAUAGUUCUCAGAGCGUGUAUCAUAAUUAUCAAGCAAAACGUAUAUAUUGUAUUCCCAUUUUAAUUUAUUGUAACAAGCGCAUAAAGUACUGUUUUUUCCAGAACAUAUUAAAGUUUAUUUAAAAACACAGCAUAGGAAUAUUCAUGACAUACACAUCCAAGAAAAAUCAUCCUCCUUUGGUGUAUUUAGGCUUUUUGAAAUUCACAUCUAGCCAUGAAGCCACACAGAUUGAAAACAAAUUGACUAAGACAAAAAAAAGUUGAAGCGUUGUAUUUCACUUGCUGCAAAAGUUUUACUAUACAUAGCAUUAAUAACUUUAGCAAAUUUAUGUGGUAAGCACAAAAUCAGCGGAUUACCAGUCAGAACCGAUACACUUUUAAUGACAUUUUGGCUGGUAGGCUGUUUUUGCUAAACAAAUUCCUUUCUAAGCUUAGCAUAUUUGUGUGCUUAGCAGCUCCGCGAAAUUGGCCUUUGAUUUUGUGUCAUUUUAAUUGUUGCAUGAACGGGUUUUUGUUUUUGGCAAUCUUUGUGCAAGUGGAAAUAAAACCCAAUUUAAUGCCAUUUUUAUUUCGUUGCGGUUCAUGCCCGUUUCAAAUGUUUUAAAUUUAGUUCCCUCUAGAAGCAUUUUUAGCAGAAUGGCUUUAGUGCAUUUACGUCCAUGAGAUUUCGCAAUGCAGCCUGCAUCUUUGCCUGAUAUUGGUGAUAACAGUAUCAACAUUAAUAUCUUGAUACCGAAGGCAGUGGAAAAUUACCAGAAUUUAAAAAGAAUAAUUUCGUCAUAUUCUUAUGUAACCCUGCAUAAUAUUUUCAAAUUUGAAGUCUUUUAUAAUCCUUCAGUGGUGUUUUGAUCCAUUUGAGAAAAGGACAGGCCAAGUCAUGAGAUGGAAAACAAAAAAGGCUGCCUGAAGAUUAGGCCUACUUGUGUAUCUGUACUUUAAGCGUGAAUUUGAAGCACAUGCAUUUUCUGAACAUUUGCAACUUUUGGUUUUGUAUGUUCUUGAGAUAUUUUUAAUUUAUUGUCAAGAGUUUCGAUAUUUGAAAUAAAUGAGUCUCAAAAAGUGUCUGUCUGGUGAAAGCUCAUGGUAACUACUUCUGGCAAGUCAGUGUUUGCAUGUUAUACCAAGCCAUUUUAAUAUAAGGAUGGUCAGUACAUGUAGUUAAAAGAAAAUAGGACGGACUAAUUGAAAUCUGUAAGUUAACAAGGAAAACAAACAUGCAUUCGGACACUAGAGCAGUAAAGAUCUUUUCUUUGAGUGAAAUUAUAUUGCAUGGCCAGCCUUCCAUUGCAACUUUAAUACGCUUACAUGUAAGUUCAUUCACUGUUGAGAAUACUUCCUUUAAAGAUACUUCUUCUUUUUUGGUAUUUUUAAAAGAAAAACAUUUAAGUUCAAAGCUGUGGAAAUGUUUUGUGAAUAAUGGGACAGCCGCUUUUGGUAUUGUUUUAUUUUAUGCUGUUUUUGAGGAUGUAAGGAGCAUCUGAUGAUUGUUUUUUUUUCCUUUAUUUGUUGUAAAUACAGUUUUGUAAUAUUGUGAAAUAAAAGAGAGCAAUUAUUGAGUAAAA